CAGCUGAAGAGUGUAGGACCGAAGCUGGUCCCAUUCUUCAAGACGGUCGCCAUCUUCUUCGUGCUGUUUGGCCAGGAGGAAAGAUGCUCCAUCUUCUUCUGCAUCGUCAAGUGUCUCCCUGUGGUCUCGUUGAUCGUCUUUGUCCUGCUGCACGGCAUGAGCCUGAACGAGUACUACAGGUACUCCAGGCGCAUCCUGGUGGGACUCGUCUUCUCGGCUCUGGGCGACGCGCUGCUCGUGUGGAAGAACUCCUACUACAACCUCGAGCUCGGCCUCCUCAGCUUCGCCAUCGCCCAGAUCAUGUACGCCCGGGCCUUCGGCUGGCGUCCCCUGAAGCCCUACGCCGGAUCCGCGUUCCUGGCGGCGGGUCUCAUCUUCUACACCUACCUGCAGUACUACCUGAAGGGUAUGAUGGUGUACCUGGCGCCGUUCUACAUCACGCUGAUCUGCACCAUGGGCUGGCGCGCCGUGGCCCGUGUCCAGAUCUACGAUGACCUCUGGACGUGGACCAAGCUGUGCGGCUGUGCCGGCGCUUUGUGCUUCCUCAUCUCUGACCUGGUCAUCGCCGUCAACAUGUUUGCCUUCUCUGUCCCCUUCGCCCACCAGAUCGUCAUGCUGACCUACUACGCAGCUCAGUUCGGUAUCUCCCUGUCCGUGGUGGACAGCCAGGCUGAUGAGCUGAUCAGGAUACAGAAAAGCCAAUAGAUGAUAACUUAACACCCGCCCCCCCCCCCACCCUCGCGCGCUCCCCAAUCUUGACAGUGGCCGGCUCUGAAAAUCAUGUGGGC
This is a messenger RNA of Lymnaea stagnalis (great pond snail), 788 nucleotides long. The record is from the annotation of a GenBank genome assembly. NCBI's taxonomy places the organism in Eukaryota, Metazoa, Mollusca, Gastropoda, Lymnaeidae.